UAGUCCACGGUGCGUAGUCAGACAUGAGCACCCCAACUGCGCCCAGGAUGGUGACCCGCUGCAUGAGCCGCUCCUCUGGGCAGCAGCUUUUCACAGAGGAUAAGCUUCCACCAUCCCUUGGUAAACAGGCCAGCUCAGGGAAAAAGGAAACACCAAAACCCCCGAGAAGACAACGGAAGGUGAAACUGGAGAUGGCCUACGAGUCUUUGGAUAGAGAUGGAGAUGCAGAUAAUGAUGAUGGCACUCCCAAGAAACCCAAGUGGGAACCCCCAAACUGGAGACUCCAGCUAGAGAAUAUCCGAGAAAUGAGGAAGUCAAAAGAUGCUCCUGUCGAUCACAUGGGAGCCGAGAAGUGUUAUGACCAAAGUGCUCCUCCGGAGGUGAUGAGAUACCAAGUACUACUGUCACUGAUGCUUUCCAGCCAGACCAAAGACCAGGUCACAGCAGCUGCCAUGCGGCGGCUUAGAGAGAGAGGCCUGACUCUAGACAGCAUCUUGCAGAUGGAUGAUAAUACCCUGGGUCAACUCAUCUACCCAGUUGGCUUCUGGAGGAGCAAAGUGCAGUACAUAAAGCAGACAAGCAAGAUCCUGAAGCAGCAAUAUGGGGGCGACAUCCCAGCCACUGUGGCAGAGCUGGUGGCACUUCCUGGCGUUGGACCCAAGAUGGCGCACUUGGCCAUGGCCAUUGCCUGGGACAAGGUGUCAGGCAUUGCAGUGGACACACAUGUACACAGGAUCAGCAACAGACUGAAAUGGACCAAGAAGGAGACCAAGUACCCUGAGGAAACCAGAGCUGCCCUGGAGGACUGGCUGCCAAGGGAUCUGUGGAAGGAGAUUAACUGGCUGAUGGUGGGCUUUGGCCAGCAGACCUGCCUGCCAGUGAACCCUCGGUGUGGGGACUGCCUCAACGGAGGCUUGUGCCCAGCAGCACAGAGGCCUUGAAGAAGGCUGCAGCAAAGACCCCGGAGGUACAGGGGUCAGAUGGACAGCCAGCCAGUGUUGGAAUUCCCGUCAAGUGCCUAAGACUUGUACCCACAUUGGGUCUGUUUAAUAAAGUUUGGUGUUCUUUUGUGA
This is a messenger RNA of Trichosurus vulpecula (common brushtail), 1073 nucleotides long. It is a transcript of the gene NTHL1, whose product is annotated as nth like DNA glycosylase 1. Bases 24 to 941 code for a protein of 305 amino acids. Gene Ontology annotation, cellular component: nucleus. The transcript has 6 exons. The record is from RefSeq and is a predicted model, not a curated record. Gene Ontology annotation, biological process: base-excision repair, AP site formation; base-excision repair; nucleotide-excision repair. Gene Ontology annotation, molecular function: DNA-(apurinic or apyrimidinic site) endonuclease activity; DNA binding; oxidized pyrimidine nucleobase lesion DNA N-glycosylase activity. Lineage: Eukaryota; Metazoa; Chordata; Mammalia; Diprotodontia; Phalangeridae.